CCACCACCCUUACCUUCCGAUUGAGUUUUGCUGGUCACAAGAGAAUGUUCCCUGUUUCUGACUUCAGUUUUGUCUAUUGUGGAAUGGCGACGGUUGCUGCUACAAUGGGAUAUGUUUAUGCCAAAAGGCGAAGAGUAGAGCCUUACAGUCAUUCGCUGGCUUUGGGGGAUACGGCCUCACCAAAUGAUGACACCGUCUUUGUUAUGGAAAGCCCCGCAGCUUAUUCGAAGUCAGACAACGAAAUACACUUGUCCAACUCCUCGGAAGAAAUUGAUACACAGAGUAUAACCGUCGACACUACAACCACAGUGCCCGCUGCCUGGAGUCUAGAGCCGAUAAUCAGCAUUCCGAAUCCGCCUGUAGUUAGAGGACCGUCGUUAAAGCGUAAGCAGAUGCACGAUCACGAUGAAAACAAUAUCCCAUUGGAGUAUCCAUACAAUCUCGCGGCGCUGUACCCCAACAAACGCUGCAAAACCCCACCUUCGUCGCAGACGAUUGAGCCAACGAUUCCCUUGCCCGAGGAAUCUACACAGCGUAGCAACGAAACCGUGACCAAUCCUGAGCCGACUCCAGAAAUUCUGACUGAGCCAGUAGGUGAUUCGUUGGAACAGCCUGCUAGUAAACGACAACGACAUGGAAACGAAGAGUUGGAAUAUUCACAAGCCCAACGUGAUGACAAAACUCCAUUGAUAACGACUCAACUCCAUUCUUCGACAGACUUGGAAAGUGAAUGUACACCCCAGGUUCCUCCAACAACUGCGAAUGAUGCUUUUUCAUCCAAGCCUUCUGUUGCGACACUGGAUCCGACACCACCGACGCCACCUCGGUUUGGCUCUGAAAAAUUUGUUCCAAAGACGGAGAAGAACGCGCUAGCAUUUGAAUCUUAUCUCCCAGCUGCGUCCUCUUCCCGGGCCGCAAAAGCAACGCCAGUGUCGCAAACAUUUGCAUUUGAAAUGUUUGCGACUGCAACACCUGCUUUAUUCAACAACGAAACGUUGGCCUCGGGAGCAAACAUGAGACCAGUGUGGUCUACAACCAAUAGUUUCAGAAAGCGACAUUCUUUCGUCGACAAUCCCGAUGAUGUUACUGGAAGUUCGGAUAGUGGAGAAGCCCACGCCCUUGGCUUGGCUUCCCGCCGGGACUCACCAUCUUACACCCAUGUGACCGGAGAGGAAGACGAGGACGUUCAGAGCGAGUUGAGGGGUGUUAAAUUGUUUGUAAAGCGCGGCAGCAAUGAUUACUCGAGUGGUAUUUUGGGACAGGUCAAGUACUUGUCUGAUAAGAAGACUUUGGUUCAGCGGCUUCUGUUCCGUCGAGAACCUUUACGGAAGGUAUCCAUGAACAUUCGUCUGCAACCUGCGGUUCGGUGCACAUUCGAUCCGCAGGAGUGCAUCCUCAGACUCUUGCUGGCAGAGUCAUCAGAAUCGAAAGCAUCAGGCACAACAGAAAUCGUUGUUUAUGCUUUGAAGCCGGGAAGGUUUUGUUCAAGAAAAGACUUUCAAACAUUUUCAGAGUCUGUGAUGGGGAACUCGGGCUUGAAGACAGUAGCAACAUCAAGCACGGGCGAUGAAGGUUCAAAAGAAGGCUCGAGAGAAGUCCAGAGUUGAACUCUGACAGUAAUCCAAGCAGGUUCUUGGAGGGAUAAUUUAUCACAUGUCACUGUAAAUUACUAAGGUUGUUUCAACUUGA
Lentinula edodes (shiitake mushroom) is the source of this 1689-nucleotide messenger RNA. RefSeq lists its product as uncharacterized. The transcript is spliced from 9 exons. NCBI's taxonomy places the organism in Eukaryota, Fungi, Basidiomycota, Agaricomycetes, Agaricales, Omphalotaceae. Bases 45 to 1607 code for a protein of 520 amino acids. The record is from RefSeq and is a predicted model, not a curated record.